This is a messenger RNA of Andrographis paniculata, 1863 nucleotides long. Its product is annotated as xylose isomerase. Gene Ontology annotation, molecular function: xylose isomerase activity. The transcript is spliced from 21 exons. The record is from RefSeq and is a predicted model, not a curated record. Lineage: Eukaryota; Viridiplantae; Streptophyta; Magnoliopsida; Lamiales; Acanthaceae. Gene Ontology annotation, biological process: carbohydrate metabolic process. Bases 166 to 1608 code for a protein of 480 amino acids.
AAAGUUUUCUUUUUCGGCAAUAUUUGGGGUUUUAGCUGAAUUUGUUUGUUGGAGGGGUUUUUGGUGUUGUUUUGUAUGCUUAGAUUGGGGAUUAUUGGAAUUCCGAGGAUUUUAUUUUGAUAAUCUACGAUCAGCUAGUGAGAUUUUUCUUGCAUGCGGAGUUGAAUGGAGAUGGAGAGUUUGAAGGCGUUGUUACUGUUUAUUUUUCUGCACGCAGCCUGCCAAGUAGCGAUUUCUGCUGAGCCAAAAACAUGUCCGGCUGACUUUUCUAGUGGUUGUGCUGCUGAUUCUGAUGAAUGGAAGGGGGAGUUCUUCCCUGACAUCCCUAAGAUUAAGUAUGAGGGCCCUUCCAGCAAAAAUCCACUGUCUUUUAGAUGGUAUAAUCCUGAAGAGGUGAUCCUUGGGAAAAAAAUGAAGGAUUGGCUGAGGUUUAGUGUUGCUUUUUGGCACACAUUCCGUGGGACAGGGUUAGAUCCAUUUGGUGCACCAACAAAGAUGUGGCCAUGGGAAGAUGGCACUAACUCCUUGGCAAUGGCUAAGAGAAGAAUGAGGGCAAACUUUGAGUUCAUAGAGAAGCUUGGAGUUGAGAAAUGGUGCUUCCAUGACAGGGAUAUUGCUCCAGAUGGUAAAACAAUUGAGGAAACAAAUGCUAACUUGGAUGAAAUAGCAGCUCUAGCCAAAGAGCUUCAGGGGAAAAAGAUUGUUCCUUUGUGGGGCACAGCUCAGUUGUUCCACCAUCCGAGAUACAUGCAUGGAGCUGCAACUAGCUCUGAAUUGGGAGUAUUCGUAUAUGCUGCAGCACAGGUCAAGAAAACCAUGGAGAUUACGCACUUUCUUGGUGGAGAGAACUAUGUGUUCUGGGGUGGCCGUGAGGGAUAUCAUUCUCUGUUGAACACGGACAUGGAAAGAGAACUCAAUCACAUGGCAAGGUUCCUUGAAGCGGCAGCUGCCUAUAAAAAGAAAAUCGGUUUCAAUGGUACACUACUGAUCGAGCCUAAGCCCCAGGAGCCCACAAAGCAUCAGUAUGACUGGGAUGCAGCGACAGCUGCUAACUUCCUUCGCACCUAUGGAUUGAUAGAUGAAUUCAAACUCAACAUCGAAUGCAACCAUGCUACUCUAUCUGGUCACAGCUGUCAUCACGAGGUUGAGACUGCAAGAAUCAACGGUCUGCUUGGGAACAUUGAUGCAAACUCUGGAGACCCUCAAGUUGGCUGGGACACCGACCAGUUCCUGAUGGAUGUAGGAGAAGCAACUUUGGUCAUGCUCUCUGUUAUUAAAAACGGAGGAUUGGCACCGGGAGGGUUUAAUUUUGACGCAAAGCUGCGACGAGAGAGCACGGAUGUUGAGGACAUUUUCAUCGCACAUAUUGCCGGCAUGGACACUCUGGCACGUGGUCUACGAAACGCUGCAAAGCUCAUCGAGGACGGCGCUUUGACUGAGCUAAUCCGGAAGAGAUAUCAAAGCUUUGACUCGGAACUCGGCUCCCAGAUUGAGGCUGGAAAGGUUGACUUCGAAUUGCUCGACAAGAAAGCCAAGGAAUGGGGCGAGCCGAAAGUCCCUUCCGCCAAACAGGAGCUAGCGGAGAUGAUAUUACAGCGAGCGAUAUAGACGACAUGACCGAACGCCGGCUGGGACACAUGUUAGGUAUGUUAUGUUUUAAGGUUGUGUUAUGCUAGAGGUCCGUCCAGUACAAGUUUGCGCCACUCGUUUCUAUAGUGGCAGCGGCAACGACGGCAGGCCAGAUGAGGGUGGUUGUGUAUGGUCGACGGACGCUUGUUUCCGGUCGGUCAUUCUUGUUUUUGUUCGGACAGCGAUAGAUUCAGAACCAAAUAAUUAACCAACACGCCCGUGUUUUUCGUUUUA